This is a messenger RNA of Kockovaella imperatae, 1208 nucleotides long. RefSeq lists its product as hypothetical. The coding region runs from base 184 to 1023 and encodes 279 amino acids. The record is from RefSeq and is a predicted model, not a curated record. NCBI's taxonomy places the organism in Eukaryota, Fungi, Basidiomycota, Tremellomycetes, Tremellales, Cuniculitremaceae. The transcript is spliced from 7 exons.
UCACUCUCACACCUUUCCAAUCACCUAUAGAUUCACCUAGACGACUCUCGACUCCUAGAUUCAGCCUCUCUCUCUCUCUUGAUCAGCAUUCGACCCCGCUGCUUUGAGCCAUCAGAAAAUCGCCUAGACGCCUCCUCCUCCUCCUCCUUUGGUCACUCGUUCAACGCGAUAAGGACACUUCCAAUGCGCGCCAUCUCUCUGCUCUCCAUCACCUCGGUACUCGGUCUCGUCCUCGCUCAUGGACCAGGUGGACCUCCUCACGAGCCGGCUCCUCCACCACCACCCCCGCCUCCUCCACCUGCUGGAGGACCCCAAUGUGGUUCAGUGACCUCGACCCAUACAAAGACAAAAUACUCCCAGACUUGGGCACCCGCAGUGACCGAGACCGUCACCAAGCACGACCAUUUCUGUUACGAGAUUCAAACCAUCACUUCCACUGCCACUGAGAAGACCAAAGAAGUCGUUAAGACGACCAUCACCACGACUCCCACCUCGACUGUCUUUGCCUUUGCUCCUCCUUAUUCAGUCACUUACAAAACAACCAUCACUACCUGCGCGCCACCUGCGCCCACGUAUCACAAGAGGAGCUUGGGAGUCGAUGACGAUCUAGAGAUCAGAGACAUUGAUUCACUCACCAAUGCCGAGCGUCUUCGUCGAGGUCUUCCGAUCGCUGGUCCCAAGUUCAAGCGUACCGGAGGACAUGGCGGACCACCGGGACCUCCUGGUCCUCCUGGUCCUCCCGGUCCUCCCCGCCCGAGCUGCACGCCCAAGACCAUCGACACCACUGUCACCAGCACUUGGGUCAAGACCGUAACUCCGACGUCGAAGACCUUCACCACUGAGUGUUACAAGACGAAGACCUUGGAUGUCAUCCGUACCACCACGGUCACCAAGACCAAUGACAAGACAAAGACAGUCACCCAAACAGCCCCGACGACCACUGUCACCGAGACAUUGACUCCAUCGUACACCACAACAAAGACGGUGACCAAGACAAAGGGAACUUGCCCAACUACUGCUUAGUAGCUGGUCUCCUGAAGUGCUGCUCCUUGGCGGUCUCCACCGCACUUGUACAUUCGACCUGUGAUAUAAAUGGACGCUCCGCAGCGCGUUUCGACUUUGGACAUCCAUUUCAUUCGUUCCCAGGAGCCGUAUCCUCUUCAAAGCCGACCCUGGUUCCGUCCCGGCCACUAUAGAGAGGUGUCGGG